AUGCCCUCCAAUUUCAACCUACCAGGAGGAUCUCAAAAUCAAAGUGAAACCAUGACCCCAACGCAAAACCCCCUUUCCGAAAUAUCCCCGUCACCAUCUCCGUCAUCAGCCACAGCUCCAGCUCUAGUCCUAUCAAACUCCGGCAAACGGAUCGACCAAGCUGGAAAGAAGAAGUACGUGAAGCAAGUGACCGGUCGUCACAACGACACCGAACUUCACCUGGCGGCUCAGAGGGGUGAUGUUGGUGCUGUGAGACAGAUCCUUCUUGAUAUUGAUUCUCAGAUAAUGGGGAAUUUGAGUGGGGAUGAUGUUGAUCUUAAGGAUGAGAUUGCGGAGGUUCGUGCUUUGGUUGUUAAUGAGGAGAAUGAACUUGGUGAAACUGCUUUGUUUACUGCUGCUGAAAAGGGUCACCUUGAUGUUGUUAAGGAGUUGUUGAAGCAUUCCACUCUUCAAACUGUUGCUAAAAAGAAUCGAUCUGGGUUUGAUCCUUUGCAUAUUGCAGCUAGUCAAGGCCAUCAUGCGAUUGUUCAGGUUUUACUAGACUAUGACCCAAGCUUAAGCAAAACCAUUGGUCCAUCCAAUUCCACUCCGCUUAUAACAGCAGCGACGAGAGGGCACGUCGAAGUGGUGAAUGAACUUCUGUCGAAGGAUGGAAGCUUGCUGGAAAUAGCAAGAUCCAAUGGAAAAAAUGCAUUGCAUUUAGCUGCUCGUCCUGGUCAUAUAGAAAUCGUGAAAGCUUUGCUCAGUAAAGACCCUCAGUUGGCUCGAAGGACUGACAAGAAAGGGCAAACUGCUUUGCAUAUGGCUGUAAAAGGACAGAGCUGUGACGUGGUGAAGUUGCUUCUUGAAGCAGAUGCUGCUAUUGUUAUGCUUCCUGACAAAUUCGGUAACACCGCAUUACACGUGGCAACUAGGAAAAAACGAGUCGAGAUAGUGAAUGAGUUGUUACUCCUGCCAGACACCAACGUAAAUGCAUUAACGAGAGACCACAAAACAGCGCUAGACAUUGCUGAAAAUCUUCCUCUCUCUGAAGAGUCGUCAGAUAUAAAAGAUGUCCUUUCUCGGUACGGGGCACUUAGAGCUAACGAGCUCAACCAACCGAGGGACGAACUGAGGAAAACCGUUACACAAAUUAAGAAAGAUGUUCACACUCAGCUGGAACAAACCAAGAGAACGAACAAAAAUGUUCAUAAUAUUUCCAAAGAGCUAAGGAAACUCCACAGGGAAGGAAUUAACAAUGCCACAAACUCAGUGACAGUGGUGGCUGUGUUGUUUGCUACAGUUGCUUUUGCUGCUAUAUUCACCGUACCCGGCGGGGAUAACGAUGACGGCUCAGGAGUGGUAGCAGGUUAUUCUUCAUUUAAAAUAUUUUUCAUAUUCAACGCCAUAGCGCUUUUCACGUCUUUAGCUGUUGUGGUGGUUCAAAUCACCUUGGUUAGAGGUGAAACAAAAGCAGAGAAAAGGGUGGUAGAGGUGAUUAACAAGCUCAUGUGGUUGGCUUCUGUUUGUACCUCCGUGGCAUUUAUUGCCUCUUCGUACAUAGUCGUGGGUCGGAAAAACUGGUGGGCUGCAGCUCUGGUUACGGUAGUUGGAGGAGUUAUAAUAUCCGGCGUUCUCGGCACUAUGACUUACUAUGUAGUGAGGUCUAAGAGAACAAGAUCAAUGAGGAAGAAAGAGAAGCAACAAGCUAGGAGAAGUGGAUCUAACUCAUGGCAUCAUUCUGAAUUCUCUAAUUCUGAGGUUGAUCGAAUUUACGCACUUUGA
Molecule: messenger RNA, 1764 nt
Organism: Vicia faba (fava bean)
Lineage: Eukaryota; Viridiplantae; Streptophyta; Magnoliopsida; Fabales; Fabaceae
Source: the annotation of a GenBank genome assembly